AUGUCUAAAGGCAAAAACUUCCUCGCGGCCGCCGUGCCCGCCGUCAUCAUCUACCUCCUCCUCCUGGUCGGCGUGUUGCCCGUGCCCUUCUUGGCGGCCGAGACUGCUGAUGAGAUCCUGCCGGUCAUCCCCUGGUGGCUCCUCGUCGCGUUCGGCUCCUUCUCCCUCUCGUCCCUCGGCCUCGGCCUCCUCCGCUUCAACGACACGCCCGAGGCCUACGAGAGCCUGCUGCGCGAGGUCGCGCAGGCCAAGAACGAGCUCCGCGACCAGGGUGUCGAGGUCGACUAG
Messenger RNA from Vanrija pseudolonga, 288 nucleotides. RefSeq names its product Dolichol-phosphate mannosyltransferase subunit 3 (gene dpm3). The record is from RefSeq and is a predicted model, not a curated record. The transcript has 2 exons. Lineage: Eukaryota; Fungi; Basidiomycota; Tremellomycetes; Trichosporonales; Trichosporonaceae. Bases 1 to 288 code for a protein of 95 amino acids. Gene Ontology annotation, cellular component: dolichol-phosphate-mannose synthase complex; endoplasmic reticulum membrane. Gene Ontology annotation, biological process: GPI anchor biosynthetic process.